AUGAAGUUCGCUCUCUAUCCACACCGAUGUCCUGUGUCUCCGGUGACCCUCAGUGCCGUGGUCGGUGUGAUCCUUAGUGUCGUCUGGCAUCUGCCAGCACCCGUCGAGGCGUUCGAUGUGCUGUUCGGCUAUAACGAAAGUGAAUAUUGGCGAAUCCCGGCGCUGCACGUGUACGACAGCAUCGAGCAGUGUCUGCACAACAAACCGCGGGGUGUGUUCUGCAUUGCGAAGGUGGUGAUUAAACCGGACGCACGGUCGGAAAUUUGGGGGCUUGUUAAAAAAUAUUCCAAAUACACGUUUCAAUACAACCACGAUGUGCUUACGCGCGGAGUGUGUCUCGAGCGGUGUGCGAGUGUGCUGGAAAAGCUUGGUCCUUCCGCCCACAAUUACUAUGUGCCAAAGUUUAAUGUGUCGAAACGGUUUACCAUUUCCGACUGGUUGCUACCCAAUGUCACGGAAUAUCGUGAAUCGUACGGUCAUAUGAUCAACGUGUGCCAAAACUAUGAUCUUCGCAAACACUACAACCUCACCGGAUACGCUGAGAUAGAGGAAUGCACCACCAACGACAACCUGCAUCGUCCACUGGACAUCCUCGAUGUUUGUUAUUUAACACUGCUUGCAACACUGGUUACACUUGCGAUUGGCUCUCAGUGGUACGAUAGCAAGCUAGCACGAGCUUCCGCCGAUGAGAACCAUUAUACUAGUCCACUGAAAAGUCGUGCAUCGACACUGGCAACGGCUUUCUCAAUCCGUCGAAACUGGGCUCGACUCAUGCACAAAUCGACGCGCUGCCAGUACCAGCAGGAUCUGGACUUUAUUGAUAUGCUUCGGGUGCUGAUGAUGAGCCUGAUACUGUUGAUGCACGUGUUGAUUGGGAUGGGAAUGUGCACCUCACAGAACCCACUGGCGAUGGAACAGUUUUCGUCACAUGUCGCCACGCAGAUGAUCUUCUCGCUGAGCCCGUUCUUUGUGGAUGUAUUCCUCUGCAUCAGCGGGCUACUCCUGACGGUGCAGUUUCUACAGCACACGGAAAACAAGCGCUUCCGCCUCGGUAUCCUGUGGGAGGGACUUGCUAAUCGUUAUCUUAGAUCGUUUCCCGUGUACGCGGUUCUGAUGCUGUUCACCGUGUCUCGCUACGACACGUUCCAAACGACACCAUCGGGUUACAGAAUCAUGUCAAAGGUGCGGCUUAUCUGUCGCAAAAAGUGGUGGAUCAACUUUCUGUACAUCAACAACUACUAUCAGCCCGAGGAGCAGUGUCUCAUCCACACGUGGUACCUGGCAGCGGAUUUUCAACUGUUCGUCGUUGGCCUAGCGCUGCUGACGUUUCUGUGGCGAUUCCCAAAGGCCACGCUGUGGACGAUCGUGCCAUUAGGUGUGCUGGGAUUUGUGAUGCCAAUGGUGAACACCUACGUGCACGCGGUGGACGCCAUGAUGCCGCUGACGUUGAAAGGCAACGAGUAUCAGCUUUGGUACGAUCGGUACUUCGUCCCAUCGUACCAAGUGACGGAAAUGCACUUUGCAGCGUAUUUCGCCGGAAUGAUCAUCGGGCUGCUCUACCAUAAAACCACGAACAAGGAUAUUGUCCUACCGCUUGUAACUAUACGCAGAAUGUUCACCAUGUCGUGUAUUUUGAUGGUCUGCUUCGCGUUGCAUGCGCCGAUCUACAACAUUAUGCAAUUCUCCAAACCUUCCAUCUGGAUGGCGGUCGUGUCCGGCGCGCACAAGGUUACCAUAGCAGUGUUUUAUUCGCUUAUCAUGCUGCUGCUCGCAUUCCACGAUCGUGAUUCAACCAUUCGACGAUGGUUGCGGGGAAAUGCGCUCAGUCGAGCGAUGGCACGGCUCGGUUUUGGGUUCUAUCUUGUGCAGAUGUCGGUGCUGAAGAUCGUUUUCGCUAACUACCCGGAGGAUACGCGCAUCAAUCGUCAGCUGGUCGUUACUACAUUCUUCUCAACAUUCAUGUUAUCGUACGCGAUCGCACUGGUGGUGUUUUUAUUCGUGGAGAAACCGUUCGAUAUGCUGCUCAAGGUACUGCUUGAUUCGGGCAGAAAAAAGGAAGUGGUGGAGAAAACAUCCUCCGUACAAGAAUCGAACAGCAUUUCUGUGAUAUCUUCGGUAAUAGCAGCAGAUCAGUUGAAAGCGAACGGACAAGGAAGUAACGGGAGCGAAAAUCGCUGAUAAAAAGCCCAAAAUGGGAGCAUAUAAUAUAUUUGCUAGCAUUUAAUUGUGAAUUGUUAACGAGAGUGAUUUUCAAUGCAUCCAAAUACGGUAGCUAACUUUGAUUCUUACAAAGAAAACAAAAAGAAUGUGGAAAGUUUGUGUUUUAGAAAGCUAUCCUUCUGCAUCUUAUGAUAAUACUCAGCAAGUGCUAGAUUUAAUCAGAUUUUAGGCUGUUUUUAACUGUUCGCUUGCUGAUGUCUUGUUUUUUAGAUCCUGUAAAUUAGAUAAUCAAAUUUAAUCAUCAUCAAAAGUGCACUUUAGUCAUUAAGAUCGUCUUACCGAACACGCGCUUAAAAAUGGCUGCGGCUGGCAGCUCGACCAUCAAAGCCAAUACCAUCGCUGCACUGUAGCAAACGAUCCACGUAUAAGCUAUUGACUCGAACUGCAAACAAAAAGAAGCCCUGUAAUGAAAGUUUGUCACGUGUGUCGGUGUGUGGUAUGCUUACAAAAAUUCCCCAGUCAAAAGGAACUCCCGUUCCGGUAGCAUUCCGUGCUAGGCCCUUCAACACACAGAACUGCACCAUGAAAACGCCAAAGGAAAGUCUGCUGAUCACCAACAGAACCGGGUGGAAAUGUACCCACGAGUGACGGCCACGCCACACGGUUGCACCGUACAGGAUAGCGAUGGCACACAUUGCGCCCCAGCAACAACGGUGCAAUGCGCCAUAGAUUGCAUUCCACAGCAGCGGUUGGCUGUAGUCCAGAUCGUAGAACAGAGGUGCUAGUGCCGCCUGUAGGAGCACCAUCGAUGGAGGAACCCACCGUAACAGCCAUGCGGUCCUUCCCGUUGUUAGACCGGUAACCGAAGACGCCCUAUACCUUUGGUAAGCGAGUCCAGCAAAUAUGCCACUAAAAUAGCUGCAAGUGUGCGGAUGUGCGAGCAUGUAAUCGUUCUCCAGAGUGCGGUGUGCGUAGAAAACAAAUCGUAAUUGUCUGGAAGAUAGGUACCGAG
This is a messenger RNA of Anopheles nili, 3172 nucleotides long. RefSeq names its product nose resistant to fluoxetine protein 6-like. The record is from RefSeq and is a predicted model, not a curated record. The transcript is spliced from 11 exons. Gene Ontology annotation, molecular function: acyltransferase activity, transferring groups other than amino-acyl groups. Lineage: Eukaryota; Metazoa; Arthropoda; Insecta; Diptera; Culicidae. The coding region runs from base 1 to 2178 and encodes 725 amino acids.